CAACUAAAUGCUGCACUGGUUCUAAAACGUAAUCAUCUCUAUUUAGACCAUGAAAUAAUCCAUUAACCUUUAAAAAACACAUAUUAUUACAUAGACAUACAAAAUAACUUGAGGGCGAAAUUAUAGUUUUCAGCGAUUAAAGUUAUUGUUUAAAAAUUCGUGAGCGUAAUACUGGCAGUUAAAAAGACACGCUCUGCUGUUUAGCAAAAGUAUAAAGUACAUUUGGAAAUUAUUUUUUUUUUAGUCCGUUUGUAGAUGCGCUAAGAUGCAUUUUAGAAUUUUAAGUUUAGUGUUGAUUCUAUCGCUUCAAAAAUUCGGAAAAACGCAGAAUGUAACCGAUUUCUGGAAGGGCUUGUACUUUUAUAAAGAGUGUUUCUACAAAAAAUACCCCGGUGUGUGUUUGAAAGAACGAACUCUCGAAGCUUUGAACGAGACUAUUUUGGAUGACAGGACGAUAUUUUUGGGAUUUCUGGAAAUCCAGAAGAAUCCUGACUACAAUUUCAACAAAACUGAAGACGAAGAUUUACCCGAGGAGGAAACUGAGCGGAAUUUAAAGCUGAGCGAUGUGUUGAUGGACAAAAUCGAUGAGUUCUUGAAGUCCAGGACGAUUAGAUUGAAUCUGUCAAAUGCGUUUGAAGCAAGGAAAGGAGGCGGUGGAGGCGGAGGCAAGAAAGGAGGCAAUAUGGCGAUGAUGGCCAUGUGCGGCAUGGGCGUUAUGAUGGUUAACAUGGUGAUGGGCAAGAUGGCCAUGAUGGCAGGUUCAGCGAUGAUGAUAGCCAAAAUAUCUCUAUUGCUGUCCUUGAUCAUGUUGAUAAAGAAAAUGCAGGAGAAGGGCGGAGGAGGCGGAGAAGAAAAACAUAUAGUGUAUGCCGAUUCAGGACACAGCCAUGGUGGUGGUGGUGGUUAUGGUGGAGGGGGAUGGCACAGGAGUCUGGAAGACCCUCAUAAUAUUAUCUACAAAGGCCAGUGGACUGCCUCAUCAGAUAAUGGUUCAGGACCGAAAUUAGUCAAAGGCAAUACCCUCAACAUCUUCUACGUGAGCACCAUCACCACCGCCAAGGCAACGAACUUCACCAUCUUUGACGCCGUCAAAAAUGCCUACCAACUUUAUCUCGCCGAAAAUAAUAAACCACUACCAAAGGCACCACCAAGAUUAGAAAAUGUUCCUAAGAAGAAGUAUGUACUGCUAACUGCGUCAUCGUACAAAAAUACAGUUGAAGGAGUUACAAGCAGACAAGCAAGCCAAAACUUAAAAAUGCAAAAAGUCAAAACGGAGAUAUAUAGACGAACUAAAGAGUCCGCAGCCGAAGAAAACAAAAUUACCAUCAAAAUAGACGAAUGA
Molecule: messenger RNA, 1342 nt
Organism: Psylliodes chrysocephalus
Lineage: Eukaryota; Metazoa; Arthropoda; Insecta; Coleoptera; Chrysomelidae
Source: the annotation of a GenBank genome assembly